AUGCCUACUCCGUUCGGCUCCAGCGUCACUCCAGCAGACGAGGAGAUCAUCAAGAGAGUUGGUGAGGUGGCACAGAAGAAAGGCUGGAAAAUGGCUCAAGUGAGUCUGAUCUGGCUACGGAGCAAGGGUGCCAUCCCAAUCACGGGCGUGAAUAGUGUUGGCAGGGUAGAAGAAGCAGUCACCCUACGCGAUAAGGUGUUGACCGAGGAUGAUUUAGCUUAUCUAGAAGAGCCUUACAUGCCUAAGCCGGUUGUAGGACAUUUCUAA
Talaromyces rugulosus is the source of this 267-nucleotide messenger RNA. RefSeq lists its product as uncharacterized. The record is from RefSeq and is a predicted model, not a curated record. Bases 1 to 267 code for a protein of 88 amino acids. NCBI's taxonomy places the organism in Eukaryota, Fungi, Ascomycota, Eurotiomycetes, Eurotiales, Trichocomaceae. The transcript has a single exon.